Messenger RNA from Monodelphis domestica (gray short-tailed opossum), 1743 nucleotides. RefSeq lists its product as uncharacterized. Lineage: Eukaryota; Metazoa; Chordata; Mammalia; Didelphimorphia; Didelphidae. The record is from RefSeq and is a predicted model, not a curated record.
AUGGGAAAAGUCGCCUUCUUCGCUGCAGACGCGGGGGGCUGUGGGCACGGAUCUAGGAGAGGGCACAGAUACAGUAGGGACCUCUGCGUUAUAGAAAAUCUCUCCGCCACCUACACCAGCAAACGGAAUAUGUGUGUGUAUGUAUCUCUCUCCUAUUCCCCCCUCCCUUCUCCUUCCCCUUCCUCCCCAUCUUCCCCUCCCCCAUCCCAUCUCUUUUCAUCUUCCCUCCCUCAUUUCUCCUUCCCCUCCCCUCUUCCCUUCUCCUCCUCCUUUCUCUCCCCUCCUCAACUCCCCGGACCCCUCGCCCUCCCCCUCCUGCCCACGGGCUGCCAGUCACGCCGAGGCCGGGCGCUGGGCCAGGCCGGGCCGGGCCUGGCUGGGCAGGGCUGGAGGCGGAGGGAGCGCGGCGGGGGGCCGGGCUUGGUGGCGCGUGUCCUCGGCGCGGCUAAUCCCGGUGGGGGCAGCCUCCGGGGCGUGUGCAGAGCGGGCGGGCGGGAGCGCGUGCGGGUCCGGGGCGGCAGGCGGAGCCGGGCCAGUGCCUGGGGUCUGGCCGGCGGCGCUCGGCGGCCGUGGCCCAUGUUUUCUUGCUUCUGCUUCAGCCUGCAGGAGAAGUCCUUCAGCAGCCCAGCCGCAGCCGAGUGUGACGAGGACCCUGUGCCUGUUCAUGAGGACCAGCCUGACUGCGCCAGCCUCAGAGAUGAAAAUAAUAAAGAAAAUUACCCUGACAACAUCGCCCUCCUAGAAGAGAGCCAGCAGCAUGUAGAACAGGCCCUGUUCCAUGGAGCAUUGCGAUACACUAUGGGCAACUUCAAGUCUAGAAAACCCAAGUCCAUCAUCAAAGGGGAGCCCGGGAAGGGCCAUGCCGAUAACCAGGUAGGGGAUGCCGCUUUGGGUCUUCUUGUCUUCCUGAGAACUGUGAGUUUUGGUUGUGGCGCCUUCAGGCCAAAGAGGCUGACACCCUUUUAUGUCAUGAUCCCAGUGGUCAUCUGGGUAAGGGAAACUUUAGAGAAGCCAGGGAUGGACUGAGCUUGCUUGUUGUAACCUCCCCUCCAGUAUUGAGGCUCCCAGCCUUGUUCUCACCCUCGAUUCCUCACUCUCACUCAUUGGAUCUAUACAGGGAGCUGCCAUACUUGUUUCAAUCUUGGCAAUCCUUGCUGUAUGGCUCCUUCUUUCCACUCACAGCCACCCUCUGUGUUCAAGCCUUCUCAUCACCUCUUGGCUGAAUAUAUUAAUUAACCUUCUAAUCAGGCUCUCAUCGCAUGCCAGUCCAUCUUUCCCUCAGCAGCCAAAGCGAUCUUCCUAAAGAACAGGUCACCCAAUGGCUCGCCAAGGACUCUGGGUUGGAAACAAAAACUUGCUUCCCAUUCAAGCUCUUUCCAAUCUGCUCCUUCUGACUUUCCAGUCUUUUGAUACUCUAUUCAUCUUCAUAUUCUUUACAGUAAAUCCAUACCCACACAGGGUGCUUCUCUCAUCUCCGUGUCUUUCCCCCAUUCCUGGAAAGUCCUUUCUUUGUAUUUCCACAAUGCCUGGUACAUAGUGGGUGCUGACUAAAUGUUUGCUGAUUGACUGUCAUCAGAUACACAUUUAGAUCCAAUUUCAUUGCUAUGUUCUCUCAACAGCAAUCCUGAAUGGUUUGCCCAAAGUUUGACCCGCCCUUUUGAGCAUAUCAUUUUUUUAAAUGGCGUCUUCUGCUUUGUCCCGAGGCUCUCGAGUUCCCACCUCGACCUUUUUACAUUUGCUUCU